AGCCCUCUACAGGGAUGUCAUGCAGGAGAACUAUGAGACUGUGACCUCGCUGGGAUUUUCCAUUCCCAAACCUGAGCUGAUCACCCGGCUGGAACGAGGAGAAGAGCCAUGGGUGCCCGAUCUCCAGGCCUGCGAGGAAAGAAGGCUUCCGAGAUGCCCCCAUACAGGUGCUGAGCGAGGGAGUGAGAAUGAGGAUGGGAAUCAUCAUGAGGAAGUUCCUGGGGAAGUGGAACCACAGGACACCUUUGUGGGAGGAGCUGAAGGGAAUUUUCCCUGGUGCUUGGAGCAGGCAGAAGCCUGGGGAAGUUGGCACAGAUCAGAGAGGCUUCUGGGAAACUAUCCAGGGAAGAAAGUGGAUGAAUCUAGUCAUGAUGGGGGAGGAGACAAGGAUUCCAGAGCGCAGCAGACCACUCUCAAAGAAGAGACACCCUGGCACUACAUUCAGUUUGGGAAAGAAUUCAUUGUGAGAUCACAGCUUGUGACACAUCAGACAGUCCAUACUGGUGAGAAUCCCCUUCUAUGCUUGGACCGCGGGGAAAGCCACAGUGGAGAGAAACCGUCUCAAUCCCUCGAGUGCAGGAAAUGUUUCAUUUCGAAGACGCAAAUAAUUAGACAUCAGUUAAGCCACACACGUGAGAGACCCCAUAAGUGCUUGGACUGUGGGAAAAGUUUCAUAAGAAGGUUACACCUUGUUGAACAUCAGGCAAUCCACACAGGAGAAAGACCCCACAAGUGCUUGGACUGUGGGAAAAGUUUCAGAAGAAGGUCACACCUUGUUUAUCAUGAGACAACCCACACAGGAGAGAGACCCCACAAGUGCUUGGACUGUGAGAAAAGUUUCAUGAAAAGUGCAGACCUUGUAAAACAUCAGGCCUUACACACAAGAGAAAGACCCCAAAAAUGCUUGGACUGUGGGAAAAUUUUCUUACUGAGGUCACACCUUGUUCAACAUCAGGCAAUCCACACAGGAGCAAAACCUCACAAGUGCUUCGACUGUGAGAGAAGUUUCAUACAGAUGUCACACCUUGUUGAACAUCAGGCAAUCCACACAGGAGAGAGACCCCACAAGUGCUUGGACUGUGGGAAAAGUUUCAUGGAGAGGUCAAAUCUUGUUAAACAUCAAGCAAUCCACACAAAAGAGAGACCCCACAAGUGCUUUGAGUGUGGGAAAAGUUUCAUAAGAAAGUCAAACCUUGUUGAACAUCAGGCCAUCCAUACAGGAGAGAGACCCCACAAGUGCUUGGACUGUGGGAAAAGUUUCAUAAGAAAGUCACACCUUGUUUAUCAUCAGACAAUCCACACAGGAGAGAGACCCCACAAGUGCUUGGACUGUGGGAAAAGUUUCAUGAAAAUGUCACAGCUUGUUAAACAUCAAGCAUUACACACAGGAAAAAGACCCCACAAGUGCUUGGACUGUGGGAAAAGUUUUAUAGAGAGGUCAAACCUUGUUCAACAUCAAGCAAUCCACACAGGAAAGAGACCGCACAAGUGUUUGGAGUGUGGGAAAAGUUUCAGAAGAAAGUCAAACCUUGUUGAACAUCAGGCAAUCCAUACAGGAGAGAGACCCCACAAGUGCUUGCACUGUGGGAAAAGUUUCAUGAGAAGGUCAUACCUUGUUCAACAUCAGGCAAUCCACACAGGAGAGAGACCCCACAAGUGCAUGGACUGUGGGAAAAGUUUCCUGAAAAGCUCAGACCUUGUUAAACAUCAGGCAAUCCACACAGGAGAGAGACCCCACAAGUGCUUGGACUGUGGGAAAAGUUUCAUGAAAAGCUCAGACCUUGUUAAACAUCAGGCAUUACACACAGGAGAGAGACCCCAAAAGUGCUUGGACUGUGGGAGAAGUUUCAUACAGAUCUCACACCUUGUUCAACAUCAGGCACUCCACACAGGAGAGAGACCCCACAAGUGCUUGGACUGUGGGAAAAGUUUCGUAGAGAGGUCAAAUCUUGUUAAACAUCAAGCUAUCCACACAAAAGAGAGACCCCACAAGUGCUUGGAGUGUGGGAAAAGUUUCAUAAGAAAGUCAAACCUUGUUGAACAUCAGGCAAUUCAUACAGGAGAGAGACCCCACAAGUGCUUGGACUGUGGGAAAAGUUUCAUAAGAAGGUCACACCUUGUUUAUCAUCAGACAAUCCACACAGGAGAGAGACCCCACAAGUGCUUGGACUGUGGGAAAAGUUACAUGAAAAUGUCACACCUUGUUAAACAUCAGUCAAUCCACACAGAAGAGAUUCCACAGGUGCUUGGACUAGCACUGGCUGUCAUCCCCAGGUGGCUGGGGCUCAUGAAGGAGGAACAGGCCCAUCUGGGAGGUGGGGAUAAAUGCUCAGGCUCUCAAACCCAGGUGGAGCAGCAGCACAGAAAAGGCAACAAGAUGGCUUGA
This is a messenger RNA of Mauremys mutica (yellowpond turtle), 2386 nucleotides long. RefSeq names its product zinc finger protein 260-like. The transcript has 5 exons. Gene Ontology annotation, biological process: regulation of DNA-templated transcription. Bases 20 to 2386 code for a protein of 788 amino acids. The record is from RefSeq and is a predicted model, not a curated record. NCBI's taxonomy places the organism in Eukaryota, Metazoa, Chordata, Testudines, Geoemydidae.